AUGAGCAACCAAGAACUCACGGGCGUCAUGGUCGCCCUGAUCACCCCCUUCACAGACGACGGUAGCAAGAUCGACGAAGCCCGUCUCAAGUCCCACAUCGACCGACUGCUUCAAGCUGGUGUGCACGGCCUCGUCCCCGGCGGCAGCACGGGAGAAUUCACAGUCCUGUCCCUCGCGGAGCGCAAGCAACUCACCGAGCUCUGCGUCAAAUACGCCGCGGGCCGCGUGCCCGUGGUCGCCGGCACAGGCGCCACCUCGACGCAGGAGGCAGUCGAACUGGCCAAGCACGCCGGUGAAGUCGGCGCCGCCGCAGUGAUGGUCGUGCCCCCUUUCUACGACCCCGUCAACUACGAACAGCUCACGGAGAUGAUGAGCGAGAUCCACACCGAGUCGAAGCUGCCCAUCAUGUACUACAACAUCCCGUCUGCUAGCGGCCUGACCUUGACGCCGCAGCAGAUCGCGGACCUGUCGAAGGUCGGCGUCAAGUACCUCAAGGAUACAUCCGGCAAUGCGCCGGCGUACACAGAGCUGGUCUUUGGCUUGUCGGAUAAGAUCACCGCGUUCAACGGCUGGGAUACCCUCACGUUUUAUGGUUUGGCGGCUGGGGCGCCUGGCUGUGUCUGGGGUGCCGCGAACGUUAUCCCGGAGUUGGCGGUGCAGCUGUGGGAGGCUAUUGCUGUGCAGGGUGAUUUGAAGCGUGGUAGGGAGCUUUGGGCCAAGGCUUUCCCUAUCUGCAAGUUCCUGGAGUCGCAUAACUAUGCUGCUGCGGUCAAGACUGGUGUUGAGUUGACUGGUCAACCCACUGGUGGUCUGCGGAAGCCCUUUGCCCUGUUAGCAGACCAGCACAAGGCUGAGUUGACGUCGCUUAUGCAGUCGGCCGGUGUUAAGACUGUUUAA
This is a messenger RNA of Aspergillus bombycis, 897 nucleotides long. Its product is annotated as dihydrodipicolinate synthase family protein. The coding region runs from base 1 to 897 and encodes 298 amino acids. Lineage: Eukaryota; Fungi; Ascomycota; Eurotiomycetes; Eurotiales; Aspergillaceae. The record is from RefSeq and is a predicted model, not a curated record. Gene Ontology annotation, molecular function: N-acetylneuraminate lyase activity. Gene Ontology annotation, cellular component: cytosol. The transcript has a single exon. Gene Ontology annotation, biological process: N-acetylneuraminate catabolic process.